Molecule: messenger RNA, 681 nt
Organism: Triticum turgidum subsp. durum (durum wheat)
Lineage: Eukaryota; Viridiplantae; Streptophyta; Magnoliopsida; Poales; Poaceae
Source: the annotation of a GenBank genome assembly
AUGAGGGCAAUCCUGAUAGACUGGCUAGUGGAAGUGGGCCAUAAAUUCGAGCUCAUGCCCGAGAGCAUGUACUUGACAAUGUACGUCAUCGACAGGUUCCUCUCCUUACAGGCGGUGCCUCGGCGGGAGCUGCAGCUCGUCGGCAUGGCUGCCAUGCUAGAUCUGGAUCACCUGCUCGUGUCUGUCUGUCUGUCGGUAGACGAUUUCAUAUCCAUAGCCGACUACUCGUACUCUCGGCAGCAGAUCCUGUCCAUGGAGAAGAACAUACUCAACAGCAUGGCGUGGAACCUCACCGUGCCCACCCCGUACGUCUUCCUGGUGCGGUUCGCCAAGGCCGCGGGGAGCGGCGACAAGGAGCUUGAGCAUAUGAUCUUCUUCUUCGCCGAGAUGGCGCUCAUGGAGUACGGGCUGGUCACCGUGCGCCCCUCGCUGGUGGCGGCGUCUGCCGUGUACGCCGCCCGGUGCACGCUGAAAAGAAGCCCCGUCUGGACGGAAACCCUCAAGCACCACACCGGAUUCGCUGAACCCCAGCUCCUGGAGCCUGCCAAGGUGCUGGUCAUGGCGCACGCGGCUGCUCCGGAGUGCAAGCUCAAGGCCAUCUACAAGAAGUACUCCUGUGAGCAGUAUGGGCGCGUGUCUCUGCGCCCUCCGGCAGUGGCCGCUCCUCAGCGCCUGGCCUAG